UAGGUGAACUUCUCUGUACUAUUUAUUGAGGAAGAAAGCAGCCCAUGACAGAAGACGGGUGCGUUAGCAAAGCAACCACAGUCAGAGUAGUCGGUGGCAUGUUGUUGCCGGAUGACGUUUUUGCAAGACAGGAAACGAGAGAAGCAGUGAGAUAGAACUGGAGAAGACAAGGACUACUACGUCAACCUUUUGCAGCCACAGCAGUCUCUAAGGUUUCAGUAAAUCUGAAGGGAGGUCAGCCAGGACUCAUUUGAAGGUAUUUGAGCUCAAGUUGAUGCAUUUUUGGCAGAAGAGGCAAAACUGCAGUGUCAAAUAACUGAAAGAUCUUAAUAUGGGCACCGAGGAAAAAAAUUUAGAGCCUGCAGCUCAACAACCAGCAAUGGAGCAGGAAUCACCAGAUAAGGAAAAGGUAUCUCCUCUGGAGCCUCUUCAUAGACAAGAAUCUGACACAGCAGACCCCCUCAACACCUACAAGUGGCAAACAGGCUCCAAAGGAGCUCUCAAUGAAGUGAGAGAAGAAGCUGAAGGAGCAACAGCUUCUGCGACAUCCACAAUUGAAAGGAUUCAGAAGGCAUCUACAAACAAAUGGAACAAGGUGCAAAACUGGCGAAAGGCCCUGAGCGAGGACCCUGGAGACAAACAUUCAGCCAGUGGGAAAAAUGGAGAGGGAGCCAAGGCAGAAAGAGGCGCAGGGGGAGCCAGAAAGAACCCCUUCAGGAGAGCUCUGUCCGAACCUCCUGGGUCACUGUUUUCAGCCCUGUCCCCUGCCUCCAGCUCUUCUGUUUCAGCUCAUGCAUCUUCAUCUUCAGCCGCUGCAGAGGCCUCAGGGGUCUCCUCCACCGACCCCACACAGAAGGGGAGCGGAGGAGCGCUCCUCAAAAAGUACCUGAGGUCUGUGUCCCAGAAGCUCAAGAGGCCCAGGCUGCAGAGUCGGAGCAGCACGCCCAACUUACUGCCAGCAGAUGUGGGUGAAUCAGCACCAGUGGUACCCACCGGCUGUGCCCUCCCAAGACUAAAAUGGGCCCCGCCUCAGGAGGUCCCCUUAUGGGACAUUACCAACUGCAACCUGGAGGAUGGACAAAUCAUCAUUUCCCCAGAGGAAGAGCCAACAUUCUGGACACGAAACCGCAUGAGCAGCUGCCUGUCUAACCUCAGCAUGCAGAACCUUGUAGAUAUUGAUGCAGAAUGUAGCCCUGACCACAUGGGCCUGCAGAGUGGCCCACGACCAAAGAACCAGGAUGGUGGCGUGAGGGCACUGAUCAAGCGUCGCCUCGAGAACAGGGCCAAGAAGAAUAACAACACUCCUCUGAACCAGAUAGUCCUUAACAAAGGAAGCAGGCAUUAUGGUUCCCGGGAGUCGGUUUCAAUCCCAGUCAGUGCAAUGGGGAGUCUGGAUCUGAGUGCUGACACCAGCACUGUCAUUAGGCCGGUUCACAGCUCCAUCCUGGGGGAGAAGUACUGCUUUGAGGUGAUAAACUCUGAGAACACCCACUGCUUUGGAUGCACAUCUGCUGCUGAGCGGGACCGUUGGAUUGAAGACUUGAGGCGAGCUGCCCAGCCCAAUAAGGAUAACAUCAAGCGCACAGAGAACUCCCUGAGUCUGUGGGUAAAUGAAGCAAAGGAUCUGACCGCCAAACGGCGUUAUUACUGUGAGGUACACCUGGACGGGACCCUGUUUGCCAGAACUAGCAGCAGAGCUGUGGGCAAGCCAUCUAACCAUUCUGGCCUGACAGGGGACAGCUCCACCAGCUCUUCAGGAGCCCUGGGAUCCAGUGGAGGUGUGGCUGGAGGGUGUCAAUUAUUUUGGGGAGAGUUAUUUGAGCUAGACAACCUGCCCUGCAUCUCCCAGAUCAACUUGCACCUCUUUCGUGAAGAAGACCCCAAGAAAAAGCGCCAUUCCCGGGACGAGUCCAGCCUUCACCCACUGGGUAGCGUGGCCAUUCCUUUGGCUGAGAUUCGAGGGAGGACCUACCAGGAGAAAUGGUAUCCCAUCACUCCGUACAAACCCUCAGGUGCAGCAGGAAGCAAAGAACUUCUCGGUCCUCAAGCUUCACUCCGCAUCAAGGCCCGUUUUCAAAAUUUGCAAGUUCUGCCCAUGGAGAAAUACAAAGAGUUUGCAGAGUAUGUGACAGUGGAUUAUGUGGAAAUGUGCAGAGGCCUGGAGCCACUUCUGAAUGUGAAGGAGAAAGAAGAGCUGGCAGGAGCCCUGGUCCAUGUACUGCAGAGUAUUGGCAAAGCAAAGGAGUUUCUCAUUGAUUUGGGAAGUGCAGAGGUGGAGCGUCUUGGAGAGAGGGAGGCACUGAUCUUCAGAGAAAACACACUUGCUACAAAAGCCAUUGAUGAUUACAUGAAGCUAGUUGGCCAGAAGUACCUCAUUGACACACUUGGAGACUUUAUCAACCGUCUUUACUCAUCAGGGGAGAAUUGUGAAGUUGACCCUCGUAAAUGUCCUGCUUCUGAACUGGCAAACAACCAGAAGCACUUGAAGGAUACCUGUGAGGAGGUGGUGCAAAAGAUUAUUGGGAUCCAUGGACCCUUUCCUGAAGAGCUAAACAAGAUCUUCUCCAGUUGGGUGGAGCUGUGUGAAGACCAGGGCCGGCCAGAGAUUGGUCAGCGUCUCAUCUCUGCCUCCCUCUUCCUUCGCUUCCUGUGCUCUGCCAUCCUAAGUCCAUCCCUUUUCGGGCUUACACAGCCUUAUCCAGAGCCAAACACCCUGCGCACACUCACAUUAACUGCCAAAGUUAUCCAGAAUCUGGCCAACUUCACACUGUUUGGAGAGAAAGAGGAGUACAUGCUCUUUAUGAAUGAAUUCCUGCAGCAGCACUGGGAUGGAAUGAGGGGCUUCCUACAAACAGUUUCCAACUCAGAUGCUGAAAUCCAAAUGACUUCCUUUGAUGGUUACGUGGACUUGCCUCUACGCUUGGCUGUGCUGCACGGUCUGCUGGUGGACAUCAUCUAUCAGAAGCACCAGGACACAAUUGACAACCUGCACCCUCUGCCUUCAAUUCUGAACCAGAUAUCAGAGUCACUAGGCCCUGAAGUCCCUCGGAUAACAGUUAGCAGCAAGCCAGAGUACAUCCCUCCUAAAUACUUGGACAAGUACAGCCCUCACAAAUCCUCCUUCCAGCAGCUUCCUGUGGACUCCAAAAGCCAAGAAAGAGAAGUCAGGACUCAGAGGAGUAUGAGGGGGGGGAAGCCAGUAAAAAGGACUCGGAGUGCUCCACACAGACCUCCUGGUUACACAAAACACACCCUAAAGAGGCAGACAAGUUCUGAAGAUAUCCAGACGUUGAACCAUGAACAAGAGAUGGAGCCCAAGCAGCCACGUAUCACAUUGCCAAAUACCAGAGCAAGUAUCAGACGUGCACAUGAACAUGUUCCCUGGAUCAAAGACAACAAAAGGGAGUCAAGGGAGAUGAAGACAGAGAGUGAGCAUUUCAACUCACUGGUUAGGAACCAGCAUGCUCAAGAGCUGGCAGAGCUGCGUCUGGGGAUCGAGCAGGUCACAGAGCGUGAGCUGGACAUGGCAAAGCGAUUGGAGGACUUCAUAAUCCUAAACCAGGACCAGAAUGCACUGCUGCAGGCGGAGGUGAAUGAACUCCGUAAUGUGCUGGCCAUGCGCGAUGAGCAGCUCGCUAGUGCCACCUUCAGGCUGGGUGUGAUUGAGGAAGAGAGGGAGGAAGAUGAGAGGAAACUGGGGGUUGCCAUUGCAGCUGCUGAUCGUAUGAACAUACUGGAGGAGCAGUUUGCAGGCCUGCUGAGAGACCUCCACCAGCUCAGUGAGGAGAGCAACCUGAAAAACCACAUAUCAACAACUACUGAACCCUGAAUGUAUGAACAUUUAGAGCUGCAGUAUCACAGUGUGAUUGUAAAUACAUGCACUGUAGAGUUCUUAAGAAAACAACUCACUGUUUUUAGAUUCCUAGUGAAGUAUAAAUCUGUUUUGUGAGCGUAGUCAGAAUAAAUGUGGAAGAUCAGACUCUGAGAAUGAAUAUGAAAUGAUAAGAUGUGUAUGCAUGUUAGCCUCUGCUCUGUCUCAUUUACACAUCUGUUUUACUUGUUAACAUUCUUUAAACGAAAUAAUAAACCACAAUCAAAAUGUGUGCA
Messenger RNA from Notolabrus celidotus (New Zealand spotty), 4107 nucleotides. It is a transcript of the gene rasal3, whose product is annotated as RAS protein activator like 3. The coding region runs from base 332 to 3829 and encodes 1165 amino acids. NCBI's taxonomy places the organism in Eukaryota, Metazoa, Chordata, Actinopteri, Labriformes, Labridae. Gene Ontology annotation, biological process: regulation of GTPase activity. The transcript has 19 exons. The record is from RefSeq and is a predicted model, not a curated record.